AUGGCGAAUUGUAAAUUUGUUGUUCUCUUAUUGAUGGUUGUAAUACUCAAGGAGUAUGCGACACAGGCUAAAGUUGUAGAUUUCUCCAAGGACAUCAAACUGCAGAAAUAUUUGAAGAUACAUCAAUGUCGUCAAAAGUGUUAUUUAAAGACUCUUAUGAAAACCAACACCAAUGCCGUUAAGGAGAAUUUAAUGAAUUUCAGCACUUGUCGCGGUAUUCCUGAUUGUUACAUGUGCUACGAUUACUGUCAAGUUCUGCCCAAGGCGGUUCCUGAUCUGGCUCAAAAGAUGUGUAGCGAUCAGGUCUAUUGUUCCAAGGGUUGCCGUAUUGCAUGUUCACAACACAAAAUAUUAGAGCGACCUAUGGAGGAGUAG
Stomoxys calcitrans (stable fly) is the source of this 375-nucleotide messenger RNA. RefSeq lists its product as uncharacterized. Bases 1 to 375 code for a protein of 124 amino acids. The transcript is spliced from 2 exons. The record is from RefSeq and is a predicted model, not a curated record. Lineage: Eukaryota; Metazoa; Arthropoda; Insecta; Diptera; Muscidae.